UUUGUUUUGGUCACGUGACCAAAACAAACACCACGUGACCGGAAGUGACGUCACUAGCUGUCAAAACAAGCAGCACGUGGCCGGAAGUGACGUCACCAGCUGUCAAUACAAACAGCACGUGACCGGAACUGACGACACUAGCUGUCAAAACAAAACAGCACAUGACCGGAACUGACGUCAUCAGCUGUCAUAACAAAACACCAUGUGCCCAGAAAUGCUGGCACUACCUGUCAAAAGAAAGGCCACGUGGCCGGAAGUGACGUUUUUUCUGCGGCGACCGGAAAUGAUGCUUUUUGCAGGCGACCGGUGGAACAUGUCCAGGCAUGUCUCCCCACAGCCUCUCAGCGGUUGGCUAAGGAAUAUCACAUGGCCUGCCCCGCAACCAAUAGGAAGAGUUUUCAGAACCCCUAAAGGAUUCACCAGGGUGUGCAGUGCUUUUCAGACUUUCAACCCGUCGGGAACAGUUGCUGAUUUUAAGCAGGAGACAACAUGGAAACCCCCAGCACCCCGAUGAGGCCUAUAGAGGUGUCUACCCCGAUGGCACCAGAGAGGCCUAAACCCAGAAAGCGUUAUCUCAGCACCAGCUCUGACGAUGAACAGUUCCCACCAACAAAGACCCCACAGGAGGAAGAUGAGGAGAUCUCACAAAUAUGGCAAAGCUUGUUGGACUCUAUCUCGAUACCAAACUCUAUAAUGCAGGAGCCAGCAGCAGAGGCUGUAACAGCUGAAGAACCUGAGAAGUGCAUCAAUACUAGCAUCCCGCCGUCACCUAUUGAGCUUUGGAAUAUGGCUUCUGCAAGUAACAUUCACAUUCAGGCUCCUGAAGCAUUGGCAAACAAUCAGCCGGCGCAUCUCACCCUGAAAAAUCUUCUUGGACUGUCGAUUGAUGAAACACAGCACAUUUUACCAAGAAAGCGUCGAGGAGCUAUGCGUGGAAUUGUCAGAGCAACCAUUUAUGGCAUCUUGAAACACUGCCUAAGCCAGUAUCUGUAUGAGAGCUGUAUUGGAUGUACAAUACAGGCCCCUGGACAGAGCUCUCACGAAUGUACAGUAUGGACAGAAAAUGACAUUUCCACAAAACUACGCAUUCUUUGUGCAAAACUCUGGUUUCAGCCUGUGUUGCAUGUUGUUAUCCUCAUUGGUUAUUCUCUAAAUUGUCUUGCUUUGACCUCAGAGAAUGUGGACCAGGUCUUAAUUCUGACUACAGAGAUUAGCAGAGCUAUAAAUCCCCGAAUGUACCUUGAAAAAAUUAUGAAGACCACCGACCAAUCCUUUCUUCAACAUGUAGAACGCGUAAUCAAAGAUCGGCCCUAUAAGUCAUUUCUUACAUCUAAACUCCAUCUUUUCAAUUGA
Elgaria multicarinata webbii is the source of this 1353-nucleotide messenger RNA. RefSeq lists its product as uncharacterized. Lineage: Eukaryota; Metazoa; Chordata; Lepidosauria; Squamata; Anguidae. The coding region runs from base 490 to 1353 and encodes 287 amino acids. The record is from RefSeq and is a predicted model, not a curated record. The transcript has 4 exons.